CUUGUGUGUGUAUCGGUGUCUGUCGGUGUCUGGGAUUGCCUAAAGAAGAAAUAGACGAGGAGAUUUAGAUACACUACCGUACGACGACGCAUUAUUAGAGGGAACGAAACACGAAUGCUAGCCACCGAUGACUAUGGAGGAUUGAUUGAUUGCCGCUACCGAUUUGUCUUGUUCGACGAAACGAUACCCUUGUUCGUUGGUGGCGAUUGAAUCUUAGAAGGGAUAGUCGACAAAUCCACAUCAUCAGCAAUCCUGUAGCUGACGAAGUCUACCGACCCUAUCCGCGUAAUCUCGACUUCGGCCUAAUCUAGGCUUGAUUCUAAUACCUCCAGCAUAUCAUCAUCCCAGCCGACACGUAGUCGGUUCAUAAUUCUCCUGGUCGGAGCAUAUACAUUACAUUACGACAUCAUCGCAUCGACUUCAAUUCACCCGUGACUUGAUAAUUAGGCAACCGGCGAUACAAUGGCCGGACGAAGUGAUGGCUCCGGCAAUGACCGGGACGAUUAUGGGGAGGACUGGGCUCGGGAUUUACGAAUCCAAUUCGAACAAUUAUUAAGAACAAAGCGAAUGAACGAAUUUGAACAAUCGCGAACGAAUCGAUCCCGACUCGACUCACCGGACCCCCGAGAACGAGCAUCAUCUUCUAACCUCCGAGCACCUUCAGCGGCGCCUUCUGCUGGUAGUAGUAGACCAUCCUCAUCAUAUGGCCAAGGACAUAGCCAUGGUUCUCCCGCAAUGCCACCAUCCUACUCCUCACUCCGUAAUUUACCAAAGAUCCCAACACCACCCGCCCCGCACGACCGAGAUUCGCAAAAGUUUCGCAACUUAUUAGUAUCAUUAUCAUUAACACCAACAAAAUACGAGAACCCCGGUUUACUUGACGAAGCCCUUCAAGCAAUACCGUUGGACAGGAUAUAUAGUGAGGCUGAGGAGGAGUCUCAAGUAUUACAAGCCCAAGCUGAAAGUAUGGGCGACGGUCGAAAACCCGAGUGGGGAUACCAAGAUUGUGUAAUUCGGGCAUUAUUAAGAUGGUUCAAGCGAUCAUUUUUCACAUGGGUCAACAACCCACCGUGUCCUGUUUGCAUGUCACCAACUGUUGCGAGGGGUAUGACACAACCGACACCGGACGAGAGCGCCUGCGGUGCGUUACGAGUCGAAUUAUACGAAUGUUCCAACCAAUCAUGCAGGGCCUACGAGCGAUUUCCACGAUACAGCGACGUUUGGCGAUUAUUACAAACCCGGCGCGGCCGAUGCGGCGAAUGGGCUAACUGCUUUAGCAUGCUCUGCCGCGCUGUGGGUGGCCGUGUGCGCUGGGUAUGGAAUGCCGAGGACCAUGUAUGGACGGAAGUGUAUUCGGAACACAAGCAACGGUGGAUCCAUGUGGACGCCUGUGAAGAAGCAUGGGAUAACCCACGCCUCUACACUGAAGGAUGGGGCAAACAGAUGUCAUACUGUAUUGCCUUCAGUAUAGAUGGUGCAACAGACGUCACCCGACGAUACGUCCGUAAGAGCGAACAUGCUUUGGAGAGGAAUCGAUGUCCUGAAGAAGUGAUGCUCUACAUCAUGCAAGAGAUCAAGAAUAUUCGACGAGCGAAUAUGACCAAGGAUCAACGAUUCCGACUAGAGAAAGAAGAUUCCAAGGAAGAUCGAGAACUCCGAGGUUAUGUUGUUGCUUCUAUUACACAAGCAGUGACACGAAUGGUUCCAGGACCAUCAAGCUCUUCCGCACCUAGUACUACAGCUCGUCCUUCCGGCUCUUCUUCGACCAACGAUGACCAAAAACUCCCCGCCGAACAACCAGGCCGACAAAGCGGUAACGCCGAAUGGGUUGCUGCUCGUGGAGAGAAUGGUCGACGUAACCAACAAUUCCAAGAUCCAAGAGAUCCUCCUCGAAGAUGACUAGACAACGGACUCGCAAAUAGUACUCUUCAUAUUAACAUAUCAUACAUCUAACAUCAUUACACGCCGUCAAUUAAUUAGACGUACCGGAUUUAUAUACCCCAGCAUUUAGCAUGUCGGCCGGAUACUUACACGACCCUGAUCA
Molecule: messenger RNA, 2044 nt
Organism: Hypoxylon trugodes
Lineage: Eukaryota; Fungi; Ascomycota; Sordariomycetes; Xylariales; Hypoxylaceae
Exons: 2
Coding region: 463-1899 (478 amino acids)
Biological process (GO): glycoprotein catabolic process; protein quality control for misfolded or incompletely synthesized proteins; protein deglycosylation
Cellular component (GO): nucleus; cytosol
Molecular function (GO): peptide-N4-(N-acetyl-beta-glucosaminyl)asparagine amidase activity
Source: RefSeq, a predicted model, not a curated record